GGUUUUUUUUUUUUUUUUUUUUUUUUAUUAUUAUAAUUAUAAUUAUCACUUAUUUUCAAAUUCUUACUUCAUUUUUAAGAAACUUGGGUUUUGUGAGGGAGGUUGCAUGAGUGGUUGGUGUCUUGUAGAUAAGUUAGAUGGGUUCAUAGGAGAUCGAGAUUGUUGUGGUGUGGCGUGCUGUCUUAAAGAAGCAAUCCUAUUCUUUCUUUCUUUCUUUCUCCAAGUGACUGGAAGUCGGACGUAUCUUAGAGUUCUUUGGUCUGUGACAGCGGGAGCCAUGAAUGUCGACGUUGAGGAGGGGGGUUGUGUUUAGUGUCGUUGUGGAUUGAGUUGUAGGGGUUUUUGACAUGCCUGAUUGAAAUAUGGGCUAGGCAUGGUUGAUGCUGGUUUGAGGUCGACCUUGCUUGUGACGUGGAGGGAGAGAUUCUAUCUAUGAAGGCUCGAUGCAGGAGUUUUUGUUGUUUCUUUCCUCUUCGUUUCAUUUUUCUUUGCUAUGAAAGCAAGUUCUUGAAUAUUGGUGCGUUACACAACAACUUCUACCACUACUUAGAUUCUUUCCGACUUCCUGAGUAGAAUGAGGCUUCCUUGCUCAUGAACGAAUAUCGAUGAGGUACUCUGUCCAAGAAUUACAAUUUUUUCUGGCUCAACAUUCUAUGUAAUUUAGAUUUGCUGCGAGGGGCGAAGAGAAUUGUCUUCUUAUUUGUCACGCUUAUAAUGUACGGCUACAAACUCCUUUUUCGCGCCCGCCAUCAGCCAAAGCUUUACUAAUGAAUUAAGGAGGCCUAUGGAUUUGAGAACCUUCCAGUGAAGAUUGCCUGGAAGAGUUGCUAUGAUAUUUAAUUAGGGGACUUUAUGAGCUAUUGGAGGAACUUGUGCAGCAGGAAGGCAUUUAGGAUGUGAAUCUACUGGUUGGCUCUUAGCAGUUGACUAUCAAAAACCAGACUCAUCAACCGCUUUUUUCCCUCGAUUUUUGUGUUUACUUCUUAUGAAGAACACAGCAUAGGUAUAGGAGAUUCCCGUCACAUUCGAGCACACAGGUCUUCAAGAACCAGCGCUUGGUUUUUGAAACUAUUGCGCAUUAGAAACCUUCACCUGAGUAGUUGUUCAUCUGGGAUAGGGCUCAUAACAGGCAUCGGAAAUGUCGGAGUCAGGCAGCUUGGACCUGUUGUCCUCGUUUUGGAUUAAUUCUGUUCUCUCAGUAGCUUUUUUGAUAUGCUAUGCACUAUUUAAGAAUCAACCGUUGAAUUCUCGGGUAUAUUUUCCAAGAUGGUACGUAUUUGGCGAGGACGAACGGAUUGACGAAUUUGUGAAUUGCGGAGAAUCGAAGGGAUCAAGGAUUUCCCAGUACGUAAAUUUGAACUGGAGGAGCUAUCUGAAUGGAUUUAACUGGAUAUGGUUUUCCUUACGGAAGACAGAGGAGGAACUCAUUGAACUUGUAGGGCUCGACUCCACUGUUUUCGUCCGAAUAUUUCUGUUUGGGUUAAAGGUUUUUGUCCCUAUGUUGUUGUGGGGAUGUGCGGUGUUAAUUCCUGUGAACAAAACCGACGGUUACCUCAAAGUACUACAAGAACAACACCAAAAUCUCACGUACGGUGCCCCUGAGAGUCUUUCCAUUGCGAACGUUGAAGACUCGGCGAAGCGGUUAUGGGCACAUUUGGUAGCGUCAUAUCUUUUCACUGGUUGGACAUGCCUCAUGCUUUAUAUCGAGUAUGCUACGGUAGAAAGGAUGCGUUAUGACUUCCUCGCUUCUAAGAAACAACGCCCAGACCAGUUCACGGUCUUGGUGAGACAGGUGCCCCGUGACGAAAACCAAUCAGUGGGGAUGCGCAUCCAGGAAUUUUUUCAACAAACUCACCUUGAGCACUACGUUACUCACCAGGUUGUGUAUAAAGCUAAGGAACUGACAAAGCUUAUAAAGGAGAAAGAGAAGUAUGAAGGUAAGUUAGAGCGGUGGUAUGACCAGUUAUCAAGGGAGCCAUCGACUCCGCGGCCUACUAUUAAGCCGCGCAAGCAUUGGUAUCAUAUUUUUAGAUGUUUUACAACAAAGAGAGAAGACGCCAUUGAUUAUUACGAACGUGAAAUUGAGCGGCUGGAAGAUGAGAUUAAGAAGGAGCGUAAGAAGGUCCUUUCAGAUCAAAAAUAUGUUAUGAGGGCGGGGUUUGUCUCCUUCGACUGUCGCUGGGCGGCUGCGGUUUGCGCUCAAACCCAGCAAAGCAGAGACCGUACAAAGUGGAUAACUGAAUGGGCUCCAGAGCCUCGUGAUGUCUACUGGAAUAAUUUAGCUAUACGCUACAUGUUGCUCAAUUCUAGACGGCUGGUUGUUACUGCACUUGUGGUCGUUCUAGUCAUAUUUUUCUUAAUUCCGGUUGGUGCUGUGCAAGUACUGGCGAAUUUAGAGCAAUUAAUAAAAUACAUGCCAUUUCUUGAACCUCUUUCCAGAUGGAAAUAUGUGGAAUCGUUCAUCAGUGGCUUCUUGCCUGGAGCAAUCCUUAAGAUAUUUCUUUUGAUAAUUCCGUAUGUGCUAAGAGAGCUGACCAAGUUUGAAGGCCAUGUCUCAAAAUCAAAAAUAGAGAAAUACACGGGCGUCAAGUACUUCGUGUUUUUGGUGGUGAAUGUGUUUUUUGGGAACGUCCUAAUCGGUUCCCUAUUUGACCAGCUUAGGCAAUAUAUUGCUGCACCCACUUCGAUUCCCAGGGCUUUCGGUGUCUCAAUACCAAAGAAGGCUACCUUUUUCAUGACCUUCAUCAUGAUAGACGGGUGGACAAGUAUUGCUGCUGAAGUGCUUCGCCUUUGGCCCCUGAUAUGGUAUCAUAUUACGUCAGUUUUGUUCGUACGAACUGAUAAGGAACGAGUGAAAGUUAUCCCAGCUACACCUCCAGCCUAUUUUAUUGUUCUCCCUCGUUUGAGCCUCUACAUUUUACUCGGUCUCGUCUACGCCGUCAUCUCACCUCUUAUACUGCCGUUCUUAUGUGUCUUCUUCGCUUUUGGCUUCCUCAUAUAUCGAAAUCAGGUAAUAAAUGUGUAUGAACCAGAAUAUGAGAGUGCCGCAUCUUUUUGGCCGAGCUUUCACCGCAACGUAAUUGUUGCUCUUAUUCUCAAACAUGUCACGCUCAUUGGUUUAUUCUCUGUGAAGCGAGCAUUUGCAUCUACACCUUUCUUACUUCCGCUUCCUAUUGUCACGUACUUAUUCCAUUUGUUCUGCUCCGAAAAGUUUUAUCAUGCAUUUGUAAAUUAUCCCCUACAGGAGGCUAGGCUGAAAGACAAAAACGAGCUGGGGGUGGACGUCAAGUCAUUUCUGGAAACAGCGUACUUGCAUCCUUCCAUCAAGUUGGCUCCCGUAGACAGCGAUAGUGACGAUGAUCCAGACACAAUAAAAAAUGGUACUGCUCCAAAUGGGAACCAAUCGGGUCCUGAUGAACCUUCAACUGUCAAAAAUGCAACUUCGAAUGAAUCCUCCUACAAGGGACUCCGCGACAGUAGUCAUCACUCUACUAAUCCUCAUGCAAGUGGACCAUAUGUUCAUCGAGGGGGUAGUGGUUCAUCUGGUUCUCGUAGACGGUGGUCUAAACAAAUCAGCGCUGUUGGUUCUCCAGACUUUUACGAUGCUGGUAGCUCCAUUUCCAGUCCAGUCUUGUCAAGGGAAAACUCUAUGGAUACCUUCCGUAAUGCCUCCGUGGCAUCUUCUCACGAUCCAAGUCAACGUGGAGGACAUGUAGAAGCGACCGACUUGAGACAAGUUCACGUGAGCAGUCAAGAGCCUGCUCCAUUGAACCAUCAAAGCAGUUUCGAAACUACUGCAGUUCCUCCAACUACUUCAGAAGAUAAGUCUGCGGAGACUCAUUCCACAGAAGGUAAACGUGACAGAAGAGAACAAGGGAGUAUUGACAGGCUUCCUUCACUAGGUGCAUUGGAUCAAGCGCCACUUGGCCAUUCCGAACCAUAGGGCUCAGAUAUAUAUUCCCUUUCAAGGGACUUUUUAAAAAAGAAUUAUUUUCAUUUUUUUAAUUAGGGUCGUUUUAGUAGUUCUUGGUCUUAUCAUAAGACUCCAGUUUCUUAUUCUGGUGGAAACGAGUCAUAGAUCUCUGGCGACUCAAUUGCGAGACAUGCGUAGCCUAUAAGUCAACAUUUAAUCCAACCAUAGGGGAAGACCCCCCCACAACCUUGAACUUCAUCCAUGUAAAGCUGAAAGUGUACCAUAGUGAGAAUCAAUUUCGAACAUGUUGGGCUAAAUCUAGAGCUCAUGUGGUGGAUUGCAAUGAGCCUCUGAUAAUCAGAAUCGAGUGACUUGAGUUAAGAUGCACGUAGAAGCUUGUCUGCUCAUUGUUUUGAACCUUGAAGAAGACUCAUCAGAACUUUGAGUUUGAAUAA
This is a messenger RNA of Physcomitrium patens, 4368 nucleotides long. Lineage: Eukaryota; Viridiplantae; Streptophyta; Bryopsida; Funariales; Funariaceae. The record is from RefSeq and is a predicted model, not a curated record.